ACGAGAAAUCCCAAUCCAUCCGAGAGGGGUAAGAGAUUCUGAAAAACAGAGACAGCCGCGUGAGUGGCCGCCGGCUGCCACACAAUUUUUUUACAAUUGCGGAAACAGCUAUGAGAUAAUACCUCAAAGGACCUUUAUUAUUAUAUAUCUCCAGCUGCUUCUCUUGGAAAUUCUUUUAUGGCAGCCUCAACAGCUAGGGCUUUCUUAGUCUAUCCGGCCACCCACCCCUCCCUCAGGCCUUAUCACCACCACCAACUUCUUCAACGGCUGCAACCCCCUCCUCAACCGCCACCCCCUUCUUCUGCCGACCUCCACCUCCUCAUCCGACCGUGGCUUCCGUCCAUCCUCCCCUGUAAGCGUAGGGGAUUCUCGUCGGCUUCCUCAUCCGCCGUCAGCUGCCUAAUUUCCGGAGUGGACGGCGGUGGAGUCUCUGACGAUUUCGUCUCCACUAGGAAGUCUGGAUUCAGCCGCGAAUUCUCCGUUAUCGCCAACAUGCUCAAGCGAAUUGAGCCACUCGACGCCUCCGUCAUCUCCAAAGGUGUAUCCGACUCCGCUAAGGACUCGAUGAAGCAGACCAUUUCUACUAUGCUGGGCCUGCUCCCAUCCGAUCAAUUUUCCGUCACCGUCUGGUUUCCCAAACGCCCUCUCGACCGCCUUAUCGUUUCCUCCAUAAUUACCGGGUAUACUUUGUGGAAUGCGGAGUAUCGGAUUUCGUUGAUGAGAAAUUUUGACAUAACUUUGGAUAUCUCCAAAGAUUAUCAACAUUUGGAGGAGAAUGGGGUUUCAGAGCUGAAGGGAAAACAGAGUGAACGAGCGGAAGGUAUAGCUAGGGUGGACGGUUGUGCGGAAGUUUUGGAUAGAAAACAGGGGGAUAGCCUCGGAAAUUUGUCUCCUGAAGUUGUGGAAUACAUUCAACAAUUGGAGUCGGAGCUGUCUAGUGUUAAACAGGAACUUCAUACCCGUAAACAGGAAAAUUUGCAAAUGGAGUAUGUCAAAAGGAGCAAUAAUGAUCUAUUAGAGUACUUGAGGUCUUUGGAUUCUGAUAUGGUUGCUGAAUUGUCAAGACCUUCAUCUUGGGAAGUGGAAGAUUUCAUUCACCAACUUGCACAAAAUAUAUUGCAAAGAUUUUUCAAAGAUGAGAUUACUUCCAAUGCUGGAGAGGAUUUUAGUCUAGCAAGUAUAGAAAAUUAUGAUAAUGGCAAUGAAUGUUCUGAUACGAUUGGCACUUCGCGGGAUUACUUGGCUAAGCUUCUUUUCUGGUGCAUGUUGCUGGGACAUCAUUUAAGAGGGUUGGAGAAUAGACUGCAUCUAAGUUGUGCCGUCGGCUUGUUGUAAGUAGGAGGGAAUGUACAUUCUGGUUGGAGAAUAGACUGCAUCUAAUCUAAGUUGUGCUGUCGGCUUGUUGUAAGUAGGAGGGAAUGUACAUUCUUCUUUUUUCUACUUCCUCUUUGUCAAAUUUUGUGUGAUCUUUUAUAUCAUUUUGUAUCAGCGGAAACAAGUUACCUAGUGUCAUGUGUAAGUUCAUAUGGAUAUCUAUAACCUUGUAUGUAAAAGAAUUGCUGCGAAGCUGGUGCUAAGAUCUCAACAUUUCUAUUUUCCCUGGCUACGGAUAUGAAGUCAUUCGUUUGAAAUUUGAGUUGAUAA
Coffea eugenioides is the source of this 1644-nucleotide messenger RNA. RefSeq lists its product as uncharacterized. The record is from RefSeq and is a predicted model, not a curated record. The coding region runs from base 178 to 1335 and encodes 385 amino acids. NCBI's taxonomy places the organism in Eukaryota, Viridiplantae, Streptophyta, Magnoliopsida, Gentianales, Rubiaceae. The transcript has 5 exons.